UAAAAAGCUCGGGCUUGUGAUCAAAGACGCCUUCUUUGUUGAGUUUCAUCGCGUCCUGGACGUCUAAGACACCAAACAGCUUCCCUGGUUUAAAUCCAGCUGGAUGGAACAAGAGCUGCUGCUGCCGCAGUGAGUAGAAAAAGUCCCUGAAUGAGCAGGAGGUAUUUUACACCCUUCGCCUCCGUCGAUAUGUUUGAAUAAUGAGGAAGAAGAGCAUAUCGCUACAGGGCUUUCUGCUGCAUGUUGAACAACAAAGGAAUGUGGUUUCCUGCAGUGUGUGUACCUGUAUAUGUGAAUGUAGUCACUUUUAACAGCUUUGUGCCCCUGGGUAAAACAUGAAACCACUGUACAUUUAAAAGUGGGCCUUAGAAGAAGAAACUAGAAGCUCCUCCGAAGACAUUUUUGGCCUGUACAGGUGUAAUUGUCAUUACCGUGAAUAAUUUCCUCCUCCGGUGAAUAUGGCACUGUCCAGCAGUCCAACUCCAGUGUUGAUUGGAGACUCCAGCCUUGGAGUCUGGGAGGUGAUUGGCUCCGGGGGGUUCGGACAAAUCUACAAAGCCAGGCAUCAGCAAUGGUGCUGCGAUGUGGCCAUUAAGCUGCUUCAUUAUGACGAUGGGAGCAGUUCCUCUUUGCUGCGCGAAGUCAACAUGAUGCGUCUAGGCAGCUGCCCAUAUGUUAUUCAGGUCCUCGGGGUCUUCAAGGGUCGACUGCCAAACUCUGGACCUUCGGCACAGCUCGGUCUGGUCAUGGAGUUCAUGGAGAGAGGAUCGCUGGCCACUCUACAGGACACCUUACGUGGAACUCCACCAUGGCCACUGGUCUUCAGACUGGCUCACCAGGUGGCUCUGGGAAUAAACUUCCUCCACAGCCUCUCCCCUGCCCUGCUCCACCUGGACCUGAAGCCCAGCAACGUGCUACUGGACUCCUAUCUCAAUGCCAAGCUUACCGAUUUCGGCCUUGCCAAGUUUUAUCACAGCGUCACCCGAGUUUCCAAGAAGGACAGCGAAGAGGAAGGAGGGACGAUCAGCUACAUGCCACCAGAGGCUUUUGACGUAUCGUACAGCCCUACACGAGCCUCUGAUAUCUACAGCUACGGUAUACUCCUGUGGUCCAUUGUCACAGGGAAACAACCAUAUGCAAAUGCAAUGUCCAGCAUAGUGCGGUUCCGCAUCCCCCAGGGAGAUCGUCCGUCGCUAGAAGAGAUCAGGUGCCAGGCUGCUGGGCGCGCAGGGUUGACGGGACUGAUGGAGCUCAUGAAGAAAUGCUGGGAGGCAAGACCCAACCAAAGGCCCUCCUCCUUUGACUGUACAACUGUUACAGAGGAACUGUAUAAGAUGCACAAACAUUCCGUUCAUGAUGCCGUCCAUCAAGUGCUGAAGAAACUGGAGCAAAAGGAAGAAGACAGAAUAGCAGAACAGGUUCAGCGGGUUCAUAUUACUCAGGUUUCAGUGCAAACCAAAGCUGUGAACAUUUGUCAUAAUGUGCAAACAGGACGCCCACCAGUUCAGGAAAUGGCUGGCGGUUGGACUGCAAAUCAAAGAGACAAAGCAGCGACAGUCAAAGACCUGCCUACACAUGCAAACAUGUGGCACGUUGACCACGCCUGCUCACCAACACACCACGGUAAAGUGAACGUGUCCUCUGUUUAUCCCAUCGGUUCGUCACCACCGCCUCCUUCGGCCGGGAGGUCAGCUCAAGGCAGAGCAGCAGAGAAUCCCCAGAUGGAUUCUAGGGAAAACCUCUUUCCACCCUACCACCGUCAGUCCUCCAGCCCUGGCAGCUUCCCCUGCAGUCAGCCCGUCGCACGAAAGGUCUGCAUCCACCUGAGCAAUGUCACCGGAUUUCAGAGCGGCACCAACAACAUCAUGCACAUCUACGCCCCCGACCCCACAGAGAGGAAACGGCACCCGACAGCGCCAUCGUGUGUCAACCUCCCGCCGCCGCACGCAGGAAGCUGGAAGGACAAGACAGGAGGAGUGGGCUGAGUUCCCAUGGAGCUUUUCGAUUCUAAGUUCUCUAAUUUUCUCUUAUAGUUCUCUGUGUUUUCGUUUGUCCUGUCUUGCACAACAGGAAGAUCAUGGUAUUUUAGAGGAGCUCCCUGUAUGAAGACUUGGGAUUGUUUUUUCUUUAUAUUGUAAAACUCUUUUUCUGUGUUUGCUUUUCAAAUCUGAACAGGAUUCAGAUAGGGUUUCAGUUGCAUGCCGGCUUUUUAAAAUGAGUUUUUAAAACGGUCUUUAUUUAUUCUGCUUCUUUUGUUUGAAAAUGUUACACCGAUGAGCAAAACCUUCACACCUCCAUUUUGCCCUGUCAGCGGUACAUAUGUUGGGUUUUUUUUUUGGUUGUUUUUUGUUUUUUCACCAACUGUGGUCGACAAAUUUCUACAGUCGCAGCGCCAGCCCACCAUCAGGUGUGCCAAAUCCCCUCAACAACAGAUGGACUAUCAGUCAAACCAGUUUGAUAUGUAGUCUGACCUGUUCACAAACAGUGUUUGUUUUAGCAAAAAUGCCAGAUGCACAUGUGAAGAUUGACAGAAAUUUCUAAACUCUUCAAUACUUUCACCAUUUUCCUCAUGCUGGAAACCCCCCCCCCCCAUACUGUGUAUAUAUAUAUAAGUGCGUUUUUGGACAGUGUAAAGUUUUUUGUACUUGCAUUGAUUUGGGUUCCUUUUGAUAAUUAGGCGUCUUUCUUUACAAACUCAUGAGGUGCAGCCAAGAAACUUGAUUAUACUUUUUUAAUCGUUACUUUUGUAAACUUUUUUUUUUAAACAUGCAUUUUUAUUAAAAAUGUAUUUUCUAAGACUAUCAAACGCAGGGUUGACAUUCAGUAUUAGGCGGUUGAUGAAAUGAUGCCACCACAAAAAGUUGACAUGUUGAAUCUGAAUACUUCACUCAGUAGAAGCAUGACGUAGCUUCAAUGAAGUUUGCAGUAUAAAAAAACCAAAAUGCUUUAUCUUAAAGAAUAAGUCUGGUGUUACUCUGUAUUUUUCCUAUCAUCAGCAAAUCUCAGGAAAAAAGACUAAACAACAAUGAUCUGAUCUCCCUAAAAAAGUACAUGUCUGUUUAAGACCAUAAAAAAACACACAGUGUCAUCAGACUUGUCCUCUGACUCUGAAGGUACUUUAGUGGAGAUAAAAGGGAAACAUUAAGAAACCUGGUGAUUGUAGCUGUUAAAGAAAAAUACAGUUUACUAUGAUUCUGUUAAUGUAAUAAAUUCUACAUUUGUACUCAAA
Xiphias gladius (swordfish) is the source of this 3229-nucleotide messenger RNA. RefSeq names its product receptor-interacting serine-threonine kinase 3 (gene ripk3). Bases 459 to 1985 code for a protein of 508 amino acids. The record is from RefSeq and is a predicted model, not a curated record. Gene Ontology annotation, molecular function: JUN kinase kinase kinase activity; ATP binding. Gene Ontology annotation, biological process: protein phosphorylation. Lineage: Eukaryota; Metazoa; Chordata; Actinopteri; Istiophoriformes; Xiphiidae. The transcript has 15 exons.